Molecule: messenger RNA, 2956 nt
Organism: Sus scrofa (pig)
Lineage: Eukaryota; Metazoa; Chordata; Mammalia; Artiodactyla; Suidae
Gene: SYNDIG1L
Product: synapse differentiation inducing 1 like
Cellular component (GO): intracellular membrane-bounded organelle; membrane
Source: RefSeq, a predicted model, not a curated record
GCGGCGGCGGCGGCGGCGGCGGCGGCAGCAGGGACCCGGGGCCAGGAGGCGAGGCGCCCUUCUGGGAGCUUCACCGAAGCCGCGAGGCGAGGGCGCAGUCGCUCACCGGCUCAUGCCCGGCCCCCAAGCCCCGCGGAGGAGGUGGGAUUGUCCUCGGCGGGACAGGGUAGGCGUCUCCUCCACCAGACUGCAAGCUCCGGGAAGACAAAGUGGGCAUCCUUCUCCCCGUCCCUGCUUCCUGGCUUUCUCACCAUCGCAUCCCCAGUAUCUGUACGGUGCCUGGCUGUCGCUGAUGCUCGGUAACCCUGUGUUGAAUGGAUAAACAAUUGAGCCAACUCUAUGAGGUAACUACUGGGCUAUCCCUGAUUUGCAAACAAAGAAACAGAGGCUCUAAGAGGCUGAGCAGCCAGCUUAAGGCCCCGGAGCCGGCCUGUGAUAAAGGCGGGGUCCGAAGCAAGUUAGGUACAGAGUCUGUGCUUUUCACCACUUCCGGCCCUGCAUCCAGCACACCCGGAUCAGUGUACAUCUGUCCUGCUCUCCCAGCAGGCUCUCUGAGGACGGCUCAGCUGGCCACCAAGUCCAAGGGCUCGGGGGCUUCCCUCCCUGGAGCUGCCACCAGAGCCAUGGAGAGUCUGAGUGAGCUACAGAACCCACUGCUCCCUCGGAACCCCGCGCACCUCCAAGGCCCCUACCCUUUCCCCGAGGCUUCUCCCGCCUGGCCAUGCAGAGAGAAGAUCUAUUCCUACCUCCUGGGGGGUGCUGGCCCCGCUCACGCCCACCAGCUCCUGGACCCAGGGUCCCUGCAGCUGGCCGUGGAGGCCUGGUACAGGCCCAAUGGCCUCCUGGGGAGGGACAAGGUCAAGGAGCCCAGAGUGGGCAGCUGUGAGACCAGCUUCACAGAGAGCAGGGAGCCCCUGGCUGGGCCUACGGAGCGGCCCACAGAACCCAGCGAAGCCGAAGAGGAUGUCACCAUCCAGACUGUGUCCUACGGGGUUCAAGAGGAGCUCCAAGGCCAGGAGGACGACCAGGAGGAGGAGGAGAGUGAUGCAACCUCGACAGAGAGUGAAAGCGAGGACAACUUCCUUACGCUGCCUCCCAGGGACCACCUGGGUCUCUCUAUCUUCUCCAUGCUCUGCUGCUUCUGGCCACUGGGCAUCGCCGCCUUCUACUUCUCCCAGGGGACCAGCAAGGCCAUCUCCAAGGGAGACUUCCGCCUGGCCAGCACCACCUCCCGCCGGGCGCUCUUCCUGGCCACACUCUCCAUCGCCGUGGGGGCCGGGAUCUAUGUGGCUGUGGUGGUGGCCCUGGCAGCUUACAUGUCCCAGACAGGCCAUGGCUAGUGGCCAGGAAGGCCUGGUGUCCUGACUCCCCUGCUCUGCCUGGGGAGGCAGUGGGGGCUCAGGGUAGUGGACUCUGGGGAAUCCUGGCCCCUGAAGACAACCCAUGAGGGUGGCUUGUCAAGAGGAGGCGUCCCAGGCUGCCACCUGCGGAGCACAACCUUCACUUCUUGCCCAUUGCAACCAGCCCACAGCAGGGCCGGGGGCGUCCCGCUGCAGCCCAGGCUGUGCUAGGAAGCAGGAAAGGGUAGGGCUCCCCGCCAGGCCAUCCAGCCCACCUCUGCCUGGGAGCUGCCUCCGUUCUGCUCCUCCCUAAAGGGUCUCCUGCCCUCCAAGCAGCCCCCUACCCAGCUCUGCUAACCUCUCCAGGAGAAAGAGCAGAUCACAGGGCGAGAAUGGGAUGCCAGGGGACAGAGGAGCUGACCCAGUCCUUUCAGCCACAAGAGUCUCCACCUGGGGACACCUUGAACUUCCCCUUCUCCACUCUCUGGCCCGUGAUGUCCAGACCUCGGCCAGACAAGACGGAAAUACAUGGAGACAGAACGACCCCUGGGUCUUUCUGGUUCUGGAGGGUGCUUACCUCUCCCGGGGAGCUUGUGAGACAGUGCGGAUUCUAGGCAGAGAAGAGGGGUCUCAGGUGUGUUAACUCUGUCCUCAGGGCAGGUUCUAGAGCUUCUCUGUGCAGGAACAAAAGGCAGAUGCAAUGACAGAGAGCCUGGAGGACCCUGAAAUGUUGUUGGACCACUCAGGGCCCCCCAUGCUGCCCCUUCCCUGCCCACAUCAUCCUUUUCUGGGCUCCUCUUGGAGGGCUCUGGGCUGGCACCAUCCCAGGUAGAUAGAGAGUGAGUGCCAUCAGGCCAGCAGCCACUGAGUGAGCACAGGAUCCUAGGUCCGGCCUUUGGGGGAAGUAGCGAGGAGACCUUGAGUAGUGAGGAGACGGGCAUAGGGCUGAGGUGGCAGCUGAGUAACCCAAGAAGGCUUCCUAGAGGAGGUGAGCAAGAUCCAGAUGGAUGAGGAGACUGUAUUUAAGGGAUAGUAAUGGAUAAUCCUUACUAUUCAUGAGCAGAGAUGUGGCAGGAGCCUCCCAAAGGGGGCUCAAAGCUGUUUGGGUUAUGCCUAGACUAUCCAGACUGGAGCCAAACUGAGGGCUCCACCAACGCAAAGAAGAAGGUUAGGCCUGGCUCUCAAAGGCCAGUCAUGUUUUCCCACCUCUGAAAGCUAGGGGGUCAGGGAUGGACCCCUGGUCAGCCUUGGAGCUUCUUCACCGGCACACCCCCCACCUCUCUCAGAGCUGCUGCCAACACCCUCAGCCGCUAGAGAACAUCCAGAAUUUUUAGAGACAUUCAGACAGGCAGGGGGAAGCACACUGGGAGGGCAGGCCUGUCAGGGUUCAAGCUCUAGGACCUCACUGUGCAUGAUUUUGGGGACUGAUCAUUCCCAGGGCUGCAUCCAGAGCUCGGGGCUAUGGAUCUACCACCUUGUCCCACCAUCCUCCUAACCCCAGGCGUUACCCAGUCCUCCGCCCACUGCAUCCCCUGCAGUCUCCCAGGCCCCGGAUCAGCAGUUUUAAUGUCCCAUUAUUGUAUAUAUUUAUCCUUGUAAUAAACAUUUCUGUAACA